Candoia aspera is the source of this 1465-nucleotide messenger RNA. RefSeq names its product receptor activity modifying protein 3 (gene RAMP3). Gene Ontology annotation, cellular component: membrane; signaling receptor complex; cell surface. The record is from RefSeq and is a predicted model, not a curated record. The transcript has 4 exons. Bases 275 to 742 code for a protein of 155 amino acids. Gene Ontology annotation, molecular function: coreceptor activity. Lineage: Eukaryota; Metazoa; Chordata; Lepidosauria; Squamata; Candoiidae. Gene Ontology annotation, biological process: cellular response to hormone stimulus; intracellular protein transport; G protein-coupled receptor signaling pathway.
GCAGCAAUGGCACUCCAAGCUGAGUGUUGGUGGCGGCGGCUUGCAUGUCAGCGGAGGAAAGGGGAGGAGCAGAAGGGUUGGAUUUUGUGCGAGCUAGACGCAGGGCAGCCCAAGUUCCCGCUCAGGACUUCAUACAGGGAGUGAAGGGUCGGUUCCCCGCUGGUGAGGGCGCCGAAUAAAAGAUCCGACCGAGGCUGCUUGAGAAGGGCCUCAUGCGCGCUGCUUUUGGCUCAGACGGCCGGCUGCGUUCCCUCGUCCUGCCGAAAGACUCGGGAUGGAGCGUGUUGCCUUGCGGUUGGUCCAACUUUUCCUCUUUGCGCUAGGGGCUAAUAACCUAAUGACAAUUGGAUUAGCAGGUGCACAACAGCGGUUCAUCUGCAAUGAAUCCCUCAUGUUACAGAACUUGCCAGUGUGUGGAAAAUCCUUUGAAGAGAUGAUGCACAAAGUGGACUCUAAGAAAUGGUGCAAUCUGACAGAAUUUAUACUGUAUUACAACAACUUUAUUCUAUGUACCGAACACAAGGCUUUAACAGCAAAGUGCUUUUGGCCUAACCCAUUGGCUGAAGGCUUCAUCACUGGAAUCCACAGACAAUUCUUUACAAACUGUACUUCAGAUAAAGUGCAUUGGGAAGAUCCUCCAGAUAAAAUUCUGGUUCCUCUGAUUUUCGUACCAAUUCUUCUGACGAUUGCCAUGGUUGGUAUAGUGGUAUGGUGCAGCAAAAGAAGUGACAUUUUGGUGUAACUUGGCAUUCAUCACCAUGCUGUUCUUUCUUUUACUGAGAAUGGCUGACAGAAAUAUGUAUAUCAAUAUGUAUACCCAUACAUAUAGAGUCAACUUUGACAAGCAAUAAAGGGCAACAUUUUUCUGUAGCCACAUAUACCUACUUGUACUUCUCCAGCAGUACAAACAUUGUUCUGAUAAAGGACAUAAUGGUGGAUGACCACAGUUCUGUAAUGGCAAGAAUUGAAACCAAUAUGUAAAUGUGCUAUCUACAAUGGAAGUUUGGGGCUUUUAAACUCAAGAAUGAAUCUCAGCUGUUCAACUCUUUUUUUUUUUUUAAACAUGAUACUAUAUGUGGACUGCAGAUCUGAAAUGUAUACACAUGUAUGCUGAUCAUAUUUACUGUAGGGGCUGUUUUGGAAUUAACUGUGAAAAUUAGGGGUAUUUAAGUAUGAACUUUGUGACUUAAGCAGACCAUCCUUGCCAAAGAUAUAUAACAUGCAUACACAUGUGCAGCAAAAGAAAAUUAAACACUGUGAGUAACUGUUGAUGAGAGAAUUGUAAUGAUUAUGUUGGCUUUUCUACAUAUAAGUAAACAAGAAAAAUGUCCUUGAAAGGUCACAUCUUGAAGCUGAAAGCAUCUACAGAAUGAUCUCCUGAAAGGAUAUGGUUUUCUUUUGCAAAGCUGCAAAGAGAAUGAAAGGAAAUUAGUCAACCAGAAAUUUAUUAAAGUGUCAAGGGAAC